AUUAAAAUUAUAGACUGAUCAUUUCUUUGUCAGUGGGCAAACGUACAAAAUCAGCAGGGAUCAAAUACUUUUUUCCCUCACUGUAUUGGGUAAAUUAUGUGUGUGGUAAUUGAGUCAGGCCACGUGGGACUGAUCAUAGUGCUUGGCUCACAAUCUUCAGGUAAAAGCCUUCCUGGGGAAGGGCAGAGUCAGCCUUUCAUGAAAAUCACUUUAAUACUGGUGAUAAGUUGAUGGAAGGACUGUCUUCUGUAAUAGGUAUGUGGAAUUUACACCACUGGCUGACGGCAGCUAGUCUAGAGGAGCACCGGCCUAUUGCUCCUUUGAGUACGGGGCUUGUUGGUGACCCUGUGUCAUUGGUGGAAACUCUAUAUUCCUAUGGCAGUGCCAGCAUUGGAAGACCACUGGUAAUUUUCUACAUUAUGGAACCAGUUUUAUCACCCCUGCAAUGAAACAUGAAAUUGGAAUGAGGCAAUCCCUGAUGGAUUUGAACUUGCACCCUUCCAACUAUGAUUUUUUAAGUGUAGUGAGUUGAUGAGUAACAACUCAGUCUCCAAUUAUUUCACAACAUCAUUUCAUACGGUUUGUUACUCAAUUUAAUAUUUCAGUUCUGGGGACUGAAAGUCUUAGUUUACUGUGAUGAGCACUGUAGACCAUGUGGAAAUGUGCACCGCCUUUUUUACCACUGAGUUAUUAGCCCUAUUUUAGAGGCGACCUGGCCACACAUAAUAGCUCAGCGAAGUGGCUUAUCAUCAUAUGUGGGAGUUCAUAGUCGCCAAAUAAUCUAAAAACACAUUUACACAUUUUGAGGGCAAAGCCGGAGGACCCGGAGAGAAAUCCACACGACCACGGGGAGAACUUAAAAACUCCAAAUAUAUAAGUAUCAGGGUCAGGAUAUACCUCAAGAACACCUGCAUACCAGGAAGAUAACGUUUCGCCACGUAGUGUGGAUCAAAGGCUACUGAAAGGAUGUCAGAAGUAGUUCUGUGACAUCAUCUCUUAUGGCCAUUCUCUUGACACGUGAUGUGACAGUGCUCACUGUGAAAGUUUAAGACAGAAAUGUAUUCAUCUCAUGACAUUGCUCGAAUAGCACAAUUGAAUAUUAUUGGUAGACUUACGCAAGUAUAAAAAACACCUUGAAUAUAUUUGAAAGUAUUGUACUGUUAAGAAAAUGGUUGUUUGUUGGCAGGGCAAGUUGAAGAGGAUCCAGUUCAGGCUUGGCAUGAAAUUAAAACUGAACAUGAAGAUUCAGAUGAAGGAAUCACUCAAGUGUCGGAGCAGCGCGGGGUGAGACCCGGUCUCUCCAGAUCUGAGAUGGAUGCGCUGACAGCCGGAAUUCCUGCCCAUAAACAGUUCGCUUCUGAGAAUGCAGGAGGAGGGAUCUCGGAGCUGAGCAUCCAGGACAUGGCAGCCCUGCACGUGCAAAACUCUCACCUCCCAUACGACGAUGACAACGAGGAUGACGUGGCCACAGCCAUAAUGCAGCAGCAGCAACAGCACGGCUCCCAACCCCGGGCGAAGAUACCGAUGCGAGAGAAGGUCCGGCCCCACAAGUGCCCGCACUGCGACAGCCGCUUCUUCAAGACGGACGACCUGAAGCGGCACCUGCGCACGCACACGGGCGAGCGGCCGUACUGCUGCGAGGUGUGCGGGCGCGCGUUCUCGCAGCACUGCAACCUGAAGAAGCACUGGAUCACGCACACGGGCGAGCGUCCCUUCCGCUGCGACGUGUGCGGGCGCGCCUUCGCACACUACUCCAACAUGAAGGCGCACUGGCGCACGCACACCGGAGAGAAGCCCUACACCUGCGAAGUGUGCGGCCACACCUUCUCGCAUUUCGGCAACAUGAAGAUGCACCAGCGCAUGCACCACGGAGAGCAGACAGGAGAUUUGGCCAAUGUGGGGAAGGGAGAUUGGGUUUCAGGAUCGGUGUUGUCCUGAGAUUUUGACCACCGUAAAAGGUUUACGAUCGGUGUCUUGAGAACCAUGUUCAGAAGGCUGGUUUUCAAAAUUGGCUCCAGGAUAUGCUGUAAUAGUAUUGGUGUUUUUAGACUAUUUUGAGAAAAAUAGACCACUUUUUAGAAUCUGCAACUUGCACCUUAGUUCCAGGGGAAGUGGUUUCAGGAUCAUGUGUUAUGAGACUUGGCUCUAGAACUCAGUUUCUGGGUUCAUGUUUGGAGACAUGUCUUCAGGAGACCUGGUUUUAAUAAUGGUUUCUCAAAUACGACUUGGUUCAUGUAACCAGGUUUAAUAAUCAGUGUUUUGCCAUGUUCAGGGGAGUAGGGUUUGAUUUUUGCUUCGAGACAUUAUUUGGCACUCUAUAAUGUGCGCUUAUUUCUCAUCAAUAGUAACUAUAGCUGUACCCAGGUCACUCUUGCAAAUGAGACUAUCCUUAUCUCUUAUAUUCUCAUCUGGCUAAUGGAAAUAAAGUAUACACUUGAAACUGUAGCUUCCCAACCCAGUUGCUUAAUUACAAAUACACUAUUAGGUCCACUGAGGACAAGUCCUAGAGUUAAGUCCCUACCCUUCUCUCGCCUAAACACUUCAGUCCCUGAAGCUCACCGAGUUCUAACAGAAUUCUUGAGAUGACUGGCUCUGAAAAAUAAUAUAAGGUGAAUCUGACUACAUUAUAAUACAAUCACCAUCAUCAUCAUCAUCACAUUGGUGAGCGCUCAGGCCAUGAAUAGCUUGUGAGCUGACAAGUGCUUAAAGAUAAAAGGGCAUAAUGAAGUUACUAUGCUGUUCAUAUCGUGAUUUGGCUGAUUGGCAUCUUGGCAGUGCAAUAUAGUUCGUAUCUCCGCGUUAAACUCGACCCAUCACUCAGGGAUCAAUACAAAAAUGACUACCACUGUGGGAAGUCACUAGUGGUUGUACCAAGGGAUAACUGGACCUUGUAAUAGAAAUGGGGAAUAUCCACCACUGGCUAAGAGACCCAAAACGGUGAUGUGCACACUCCAGUUCUUGAGUAUGGGUACACACUUUGUUUUGAAUAUCUUUCAUGAGAAAAUAGUGAUAUAUAUUUUUUGGGGUACAUUAAAAAUAGGAUUCAUGGAUGAUGAGGGUUUUGUGUGUAAGAGGAUCAUAUAUAGGAAGGGUUUUCCCUUCGUUUAUUAUACAGUGCUAGUAUCACUUUAUAUCAACUUUACUGUUACAAUUCUAGAUUUAAAGCUUUCGUGACAGCAAGGAUCCAUACUCUUUGGUUCUAUUGGGUAAAGUCACGUAGGUAAAAAAUAAAAUAACAAAAAUCA
Molecule: messenger RNA, 3245 nt
Organism: Petromyzon marinus (sea lamprey)
Lineage: Eukaryota; Metazoa; Chordata; Hyperoartia; Petromyzontiformes; Petromyzontidae
Biological process (GO): regulation of gene expression
Cellular component (GO): nucleus
Source: RefSeq, a predicted model, not a curated record